Nicotiana tabacum (common tobacco) is the source of this 1332-nucleotide messenger RNA. Lineage: Eukaryota; Viridiplantae; Streptophyta; Magnoliopsida; Solanales; Solanaceae. The record is from RefSeq and is a predicted model, not a curated record.
GUAGUAUUUUAAGGCUCUUAAAAUAUAUUGAGCUUUCUGAUAUAAAACCUUUAUUUGUUUCCUUUCUCUGAGUUUAUUUUUGUAUAAAAGGGCAGUCAACAUAUAAAAAUUCUGUCUUGUUGUUAGUUGGGAAGCCAUAACUACUCUUCAUUAGUUGUCUAAUGUUACUUGUCACAUCAAUUUCUGACUCUGCAAUGUUCUGUCUUACAAAACUCUCAAAAAUGGUUGCCUUGACAGGAGUUGGUAUAGGUAAAAAGCUUUGAUCUACAUACAUUCAUUACCUUUUGUUGAACCUGUAAUCUAAUCAUGUCAAUGUGGUUGAGGUUCAAUCACCCUAGGCAUUCAUUACUAAGAUGAUAUUUUAGUAAUAUUUCAUAUUAUUUUCAUAUUGUGUAGGGUGUGAAGGAACAUGAAGGAGUAGAGCCAAAUAGGAUUGAGUUCUACAAAAGUACCCAUUACUCGAGUGAAAAAGGAUGGUCAUCUCCAGAGGCUGAGACUAACUACAACAAAAUGAGAGAUUUGAGAGCUCGGUCUGUUUCUGAAGAGAAUCCAAUGACUAUUGAUGAAAUUGUUGAUAAUGUACUUGGUACAAGGUCGGGAUAUAUUAAAGGUCUUGGUUAUGGUCCAAAGCCUAAUACAACUACAACAACAAAAAGAAGGACAACAGAAUUAGAGGAUGCUCUUAGGAGGGCAAAAGAGGAUGCUGCUACUACCCAACAUGGUUUACAAGAACGUUUGAAUGUAGCUGAAACUGAGGUAGCAAAUCAGCAGAUACAGAUAAAAACAUUAACUUCUGAGCUGGGUACUCUAAGGGCACGCCAAGAGGAAAUAUUAAACCAAAUGAAGCGUCAUUUUAUUGGCUCAUCACCAUCAAGUGAAGAUUGAGCCCCACCAGAUUAUCAACUUUGGGUACACUAAACUUCACACUAUUUAAUUUUUUUCUCAUUUUUAUUUACUUGUAUCACAAUUUAUUUAUUUGUUUCACCAAUUAAACUCUACGUCUAACAAGAAGUUGUAGUUUAUACCAAUUAUAUCUUAUUUAUACCAUGAUACCAUAAAGUAUUAACUUAAAUCAUAAUUUUUUCUCUAUCUUUUAUACAGGUAUAUGGAGGAAACUAUUGGAUCAAGACUAAUUGCAAGUGAAGUGUCACUGCAUUGCUCCACUUCUCAGUCCUAGUUUAGGAGUAAUAUUUCUCAAUUAGACUUACUUCUCAGUCCUAGUUUAGGAGUAAUAUUUCUCAAUUAGACUUUUACGUUGGACAUAUUUACUUUAACUAUGUUUCUUUUAAUUUAAGGAGCUUUUAUUUCAAUAUAGUUUUAAUAUUAGUUUUA